AACGCCUCCAAGCUGCAGGCUGCAGGUCUGUGGGCCUCAGUGCUAAGGGACCUGUGCGGUGACAAUCUCUCGAUCUCUCGCAUCUCGCGUCUCGCACAUCUCGUCAGAUCGUCUGUCGGUGGGAUCGGCCUGCAAUCCCGUUCACCUCCGAGAGUCAAGCUCCACGUGCACUUUUACGUGGCAUAAACCACGUGUCCUUAUCAUCAGUGCCACAUUCGCGGCAUCUGCCACGCGACUGAUUGGAGAACCCAAGCAAGCUCAGGUCCGAUCUUGCAUCAUGUCCACCUCCCAACUCUACUUCCCCGCCAGCCGCCAGCCAGUGUUCCAGAGAUUACCACAACAAACACUCGACCCUCUCCUCGUGUUCCCUCCUCUCUCCUCGGCAUGGCAGCUCCCCAACAUGAGCAGGCAACUGCGACCGUGCUUGAGGCUCUCCAGGCGCUCUACCACAACCCCGACGCUCAGGCAAAGAAGCAGGCAAACGACUGGCUGCAAGAGUUCCAGCACAGCGUAGAUGCAUGGCAGACAUGCCACACUCUGCUCGUCAAUGAAUCCGCGCCGUUAGAAGGUCGCAUGUUCUCGGCGCAGACCUUGCGUGCAAAGAUACUCUACGACCUUUCUCAGCUUCCCAGAGAUUCGCUUCCGCCCCUCCGCGACUCGCUGUUGGGGGCAUUGACUCCCUUGGUUCAGCCCGGCGCACCAUCGGGGUCGCGCGCGGUUUUGACACAGCUUGCGUUGGCCCUGGCAGACCUCGCGCUCCAGAUGCCAGAGUGGACUGAUGUGGUGCAGGGCAUGAUCUCGCAGUAUGGCAACGACCCAAACACUGUCAUGGUUUUGCUCCGCUUCCUUUCUUCGCUGGCCGAGGAGUCGCUCAACCCAAGAUUGCCACCACAGCAAGAUAACUCUACCGCCGUAGAUGCACUGGUCAGCGGUUCGGCAGAACAGGUCAUCUCCAUCCUGUCCAUGUACAUCCAGGCUCCAGGGAUCACAGCGCCCAUCCAGGUAGCCAUCUUCGAGACCAUGCGGGCAUGGCUGCGGGCCGGCGAGUUCCCGGUGAUGGCUGUUGCCCACUCGCCUCUCUUCCCUGCAAUGUUUGACGGCCUCGAGUCGGACGAGUUGUUUGACGCUGCGGUCGACGUCAUCUGCGAUCUGGUUCACGAGACACAGGAGGUCCAGGACAACCCAGAGAUCGUUCAACAGAUCCUUCCCCGCAUCAUUGCUCUGCGCCCGAAGCUGGAGGAGUUUAAGGAGGACCCCGACAGGAUACGCGGGUAUUGUCGCCUGUUCUGCGAGACCGGCGAGUCAUAUCGAGACAUCAUCAAAAUGCACCCCCGCGAAGCGUUCCCUUUGGUUGAGGCUAUUCUGGCCUGCACCGCGUACCCCGACCUCGACAUUGUCCCCAUUACAUUCCAGUUCUGGUGGAUCUUGGCUGGCAUCGUUAACCGUCGCUCAGACGUGGCACGGGACGAGAGCUUUACUCCUUACUUUGACGUGUACGUCAACCUCCAGUCUGCAAUCAUUGGCCACCUCCACUUCCCUGCCGACAACGAGAAUCAAACACCACAGGAGCGCGACGAGUUCCGAACUUUCCGUCACCGCAUGGGCGACACGCUCAAGGACUGCUGCCAAGUUCUUGGUGCUCCGGCCUGCCUGCGGAAGUCGUACGAUAUGGUGGUCGCCGCCAUGUCCAAGCCCAACCCCUCGUGGCAGGAAAUCGAGGCCCCGCUCUUCUCCAUGCGAUCAAUGGGCGCUGAGGUCGACCCGGACGAUGAUGAGGUUAUGCCCCACAUCAUGGACAUUCUUCCCAAGCUUCCGGACCACCCACGUAUCCGUUACGCCGCCAUUCUAGUCAUAUCCCGCUACACUCAGUGGAUUGACCGUCACCCCGAAAAUCUAUCCUUCCAGCUGCAGUAUAUCUCGGCCGGAUUCGACAUGAAGGACGAGGAGGUGUCUGCAGCGGCGGCGCAGGCCAUGAAGUUCAUGUGCCAGGACUGCCAGCGGCAUCUUGUUCCCUUCCUCCCGCAGCUCCACCAGUUCGUCACGACCGUCGGCGAGCAGUUGGAUCAACCCGACAUGGUCGAGGUGUGCGAGGCGAUAGGCUUCGUCAUUUCAUCGUUGCCGUCCGUCGACGCUGCCGCGCUGCUUCAGCAGUUCUGUGCGCCCUUGAUCAAGCGGGUAGAGCUGGUGGCCAACGCCCCGGCCGAGGCUCACAAGGUCGACCUGCAGAAGGUCGCAGAUGCGCUUGAGCAAAUCGACUCGUACCUCACCAGCGUGCGGACAUUGGACCCAGUGCCGGAGUCUUGCUACCCGACCGCGGCGAGCAUCUACCAGAUCCUGGACAAGCUUUUGGAGCGGUAUGCCAAGCUUUACUUCAUCUCCGAGCGCGUAGGAUCCAUUCUCCGCCGCGGCCUGACGUUCUUCCCCGAGCGAGCACUUGAGCCAGUGAUUCGGACAGUGCUGGCACGCCUCUCUACCUCGUUUGCGCAGACUGGCUAUUCGUCAUAUCUCUGGAUAACUGGCAAGAUCGCAACCAAGUUUGCCCGAACCGCGCAGCGGCCCGGCAACGAGGCUCUCGCGCAGCUGCUCAUUGGCGCCUUCCAGACGGUCACGGAUUCGUUGGGCAAGCUUCUGACGCUCAAGGACGCAACAGAGAUUGCCGACGUCAUGGACGACUAUGUUCAUUGCUUCAUGGCGUACAUCGACGCUCUGCCGCAGCAGACACUCUCCUGUCCGGCGUUGUCGCAGGCCGUGUCUCACACGCUUGCCGCCAUCUUGUGCCCGGCACCGCAGACCAUCCUGGUGUGCCUCGACACCCUAAACAUGCUUGCCGGACGCAUGGCGGAGGGGCAGUACCAGGCGCAGCUGCAUGCCGUCUUCGCCCAGUUCGCAAAGCCGCUGCUGGCGCUGGUGCUGCAGGGCCUCGUACAGGGCUUCCCGGAAGACGGAAUGGACCAAUUGCCGCUGAUUGUUCAAGCGGCGGUUUCAUCUGUGCCCGCUGCCCAGGCAGAGAGCUUUGCGACUGAGGCCUUGGCCAACAUCCCUGGGCAUGUGCUGCCAGCGGCGGACAAGGCCAAGUUCAUUCAUGCGCUGCAGGACUACCAGGCCAGCCCGACAAACGACAAGAUCAAGGCAGCGCUGCUGGGCCUGUUGCGUGCGGCGCGGCGGGCAAAGGACCGUGGACGGCAGAACCGCAAGAGUCUUGGUGUGUAGGAUGUUUGAGGGUAGCAUGGCGGUAAUUUGGGACGGGGGUCAUCACAUGUGCAUUCAAAAGUAGAGCGUAUGUCUAUGCAUUUACCAGGGUUGCUGGUCUG
This is a messenger RNA of Cutaneotrichosporon oleaginosum, 3311 nucleotides long. RefSeq lists its product as uncharacterized. Lineage: Eukaryota; Fungi; Basidiomycota; Tremellomycetes; Trichosporonales; Trichosporonaceae. Gene Ontology annotation, biological process: protein import into nucleus. Gene Ontology annotation, cellular component: cytoplasm. Gene Ontology annotation, molecular function: small GTPase binding. The record is from RefSeq and is a predicted model, not a curated record.